AUGCCCAUGCCCAUCUUCCACGACGACCAAGAGCCCACCACCCCCCAGCCCUCGCGCGCCUAUGACCACCGCUUCCGCCAUGCCCAGCACUCGCCGCGGGACAGGCGGGACCACGUCUGGUCCGUGGAUUAUUUGCGCGCUCUCGAGAACGCCCAAUUCCUGGGCUGGGACGACGACCGGUCCGGUGGCGACUAUGGCCAGAGCACGCUGGAUCGUGCAGCCUUGAUCGAGCGACUCAAGCGCAGCCAGAGCCCGCCGGUGCAACAUCACCAUACCGUCAGCAUACGCACCGCGCCUGCCCAGAAGCAGCGGGAGGACGCCGCCCCGGUUGACUCACAGUCGACUGCAAUCCGAGAAGAGCGCUCCCGCCAGCCGUCUGCACAUGGGGAAGGGAACAGCCAGGACGAGGCGCAGGAGAACGCGCAGGACGCGCAGGACGCCUCAGCCACCGGCUUGUCCAUCGAGCGGCCCAGGUCCGCGCUGCACUCGGGAGACUUUAGACAGGAGCGCGAUGCCGUGACCUACCAUCAUCAAGUCAGCCAGAACCCGGCCCUCUCCACCUCUCCUGUUGCGCCCUGGCACCAUGCUUUUCCCAAUGCUGCUUUGCCGCGCAUCCGAGGCGGCGCUACCUCCCCCCAGCCCGAAUAUCCAACAUCCUGUCUCUCCCGCCAGCCCUCGCAGUCCUCGCUCCCCUCCAGCUUCGUCCUGCUUCCGCCGUCAAGCCCGCUGGUGCAGCAGACGAACAACACCGAUCUCGACUUCUCGCAUCGCCCCAGUUCGCGCCAGGGGGAAAGGGACAAUCGCCGCCACACUUUCUCUCCGCAUUCGCUGCAGACUUACCACACCUCUCACGCAUAUUCUCAAUUUCCGGGACGCUCUCACCCCUCUCUGCGGCAAGAGAAGUCCUUUCCCUAUCAAGCACACCAGCCGCGCCGCUCGCUGUCUUCAUUCUUCGGCCCGCACUCGAAUUCCACUCCUCAAUCUCCGCAACUCCGCCCGCGCGGCCCGUCCAUGACAAACGAGACUUCUCCGUUGCAGCACGCUCCGAUGGUUGGCUCCUACGAGGAAUCCAUCUUGCGCGGGAGGAUGUCAACCACGCCCUCGCGGCCGCUCAACUUCAUAGCCCAAAUCGGCGUUUUGGGCAAGGGCGAUUGCAAGGCGAACCUACGCUGUCCCGCACACGUGACUCUGCCGUUUCCAGCAGUCUUCUACAGCUACAACAGCGGGAAUGGCAGGAUUGCCGAUAACCAGCCCAGCCCGUACGUCGGCUUGGUCGACUUGGAAAACAACUUGAAGCCUGCCGAGGAGCAAGAGGAGAAGCGCCGGCGGAGAAGACAUGUGCGCUCGGACAAUCAGGGCGAGAACGAAGACCAGGACCAUUUGAACGGUUUCCAUGAGGGCGUCGGCGAUGCGCAGCAGAGGACAGCGCAUCGGAAGAGGGAGAAGAUGAAGCGCAGGUCAACGUCGCCAAAGUCCCCGCCGGGCGGCAGCUACCGCAUUCCUCAGAAGGGCCAGCUUCAAAUCGUCAUCAAGAAUCCCAACAAAACAGCAGUGAAGCUGUUCCUCGUGCCCUACGACUUGAGCGACAUGGAGCCCGGCCAAAAGACGUUCAUUCGCCAACGCAGCUACUCUGCCGGCCCAAUCAUCGACAUGCCUCUCAGCAAGCGUACCAACUUCGGUACCGAUCGUCCCGAGGCUUCUCUUUCGACAUCUGAAGACCCCAAUGAUCGACCAACCCUUCGUUAUUUAAUUCACUUGCACAUAUGUUGCCCAUCCAAGGGACGAUACUUUUUGUAUAAAAGCAUCCGCGUUGUAUUUGCCAACCGCGUGCCUGACGGCAAGGAGAAGCUUCGGAAUGAAAUCCAGCUACCCGAGCCUCGGUAUAGUGCUUACAAACCUGCCCGCGAGAGCCAAGGCGCUCCGCAAUCGUCCAGGGCUCCGGCUGCGUCGGCGUCCGAGAAGGCAUUGAGGCGACGGAGCGCAGGGCUGUCCCUCAGCCAUGGCCAGGCGCGCUACGAUCGUUUCGAUGAACUUGACUUUGGCAGCCCAAGCGACAGCUAUGUGGGCUGUCAGACGUAUGCCUACCCAAUGGAACCAAUCGUGCCCAUUCCUUUCAAACUAUCUCGCCGGCUCGAACCCGUCGAGUCUCGUCCAGGCAGCAGGGACCAAAUGGAUGUGGACGGCUCUUCGCGGAGGACGUCCCAUGUCGGCUCGCUGUCGAGCCAAGGAAACCAGUCUUCGUUUGAUACCGACCAGACGUGGGAAAAGCGUGCUGCCGGUUCCUUCUCGCCCCCUCCUUCGCAUGCUGGUGCCGGUCUGCUUGCGCAGCGGCUGAAAGGCCUGCAAACGUCAACCCAUGAGACGCAUACGAAAGACGACUCUAAUGGUUCCGCGUAG
Messenger RNA from Diplodia corticola, 2397 nucleotides. RefSeq lists its product as uncharacterized. The coding region runs from base 1 to 2397 and encodes 798 amino acids. The record is from RefSeq and is a predicted model, not a curated record. Lineage: Eukaryota; Fungi; Ascomycota; Dothideomycetes; Botryosphaeriales; Botryosphaeriaceae. The transcript has a single exon.